This is a messenger RNA of Bombyx mori (domestic silkworm), 735 nucleotides long. RefSeq lists its product as uncharacterized. NCBI's taxonomy places the organism in Eukaryota, Metazoa, Arthropoda, Insecta, Lepidoptera, Bombycidae. The record is from RefSeq and is a predicted model, not a curated record. Bases 1 to 735 code for a protein of 244 amino acids. The transcript has a single exon.
AUGGAUGAACAAUUUCAACUUCUUUUUGAAAAAAUGAAAAUCGAAAUGCAGAACCAAGCCGUUUCUAUAUCCAAUACAAUAAUGGAUAGAAUAGACGAAAAACUAAAACUCGUCUUAGAGGAAAACAAAAAGUUAAUAUUUAAAGUUGAAAACUUGGAAAAGAAGAUAGAGUUUUUAGAAAGAGACAAGAAAGGCAACAACAUUAUAAUAUAUGGUUUGAAAGAAGGGGAAAAAUCUACAAGAGAACUUAUAGAAAAUGCGAAAAAUAAAUUCCAAAAGGAAUUAAAUUUAGUCUUAGAGGAUUACGAUAUAAAUAAAAUCUACCGCAUUGGAAAACCAAACAAAGGCGACAAACCGAGACCUGUACUUUUGUCCUUCACUUGUGGAUGGAAAAAGAACGAAGUUUUGAAAAAUAGAAAAAAAUCUAAGGAACUAUUUGUCGCGGAGGACUUCUCUAAAGAAAUUCUAGAAAAGAGGAAGGCAUUAUUACCACAACUGAUAGAAGAACGAAACAAAGGGAAUAUCGCCUACUUAAAAUUCGAUAAACUCGUAGUCAAGGAAGGUACAAAACCCAAGGAAAAUAGAAAAAGGGAACUUUCAGUUUCUCCGCUAACUAAUGUACAGCCAAAGAAACAACAAACUGCCUCCUUUUCGAGGAACAACCGAGCGAAUGCAUUUGACUUGAUGAGGAAUCGGUCCAACUCCCUUACAACCUACCUAACAGAUAAAAAAUAG